Messenger RNA from Scaptodrosophila lebanonensis, 2471 nucleotides. RefSeq names its product ribosome biogenesis protein BOP1 homolog. Gene Ontology annotation, biological process: maturation of LSU-rRNA from tricistronic rRNA transcript (SSU-rRNA, 5.8S rRNA, LSU-rRNA); ribosome biogenesis. Gene Ontology annotation, molecular function: ribonucleoprotein complex binding; protein binding. Gene Ontology annotation, cellular component: preribosome, large subunit precursor; PeBoW complex. Bases 40 to 2421 code for a protein of 793 amino acids. The record is from RefSeq and is a predicted model, not a curated record. NCBI's taxonomy places the organism in Eukaryota, Metazoa, Arthropoda, Insecta, Diptera, Drosophilidae. The transcript has 5 exons.
CGUCGCUCGUUUUGUUUUUUGCCAUCAAUUUCGACGAAGAUGACUAAAAAACUAACAAGAAAACGUAACGUUAAAGAAACGGAGGCUUCCAAAGAUGUAGCGCAGGUUUCUGAAACGUCCGAUAAUGAGGGAAACCAGGACUUGCUGCAACCCAUUAAAGACAACAGUGAAGGUGAAGAUACAACCGAUGAUGAAGGUAUAGACCAGGAGUAUCAUUCAGAUAGCAGCAGCAAUCUUGAAUUUGAGAGCGAUGAAGACGGAAAUUAUUUGGCGAAAAACGAUGACAGUGGGGAUGAGGACGAAGUGAAUGAUAGCGAUGAGGAAUCCGGUGAAAGUGAUCAGUCCAGCGAAAAUGAGCAUGACCUAAAAGAAGUUCCCAAGCCAAUAAAGUCCACUAAUAAUGCAGAAACCGAGGAUAAGCCAACAACCAGCAGGACAGUUCAGGUGGUUCAAAAGCCAAAAAAAACUAAAGGUAAAGUGGCCCAACCGGGUGGCGUGAAAGACGAGUACGAAGAUUCUGAUACAUCCGACGAAGAGGACAUACGUAAUACUGUUGGCAAUAUACCGAUGCAUUGGUACGACGAAUACAAACACAUUGGCUAUGAUUGGGAUGCCAAAAAAAUUAUUAAACCGCCAAAAAGCGAUCAAAUCGAUGACUUUUUGCGUAAAAUAGAGGAUCCUAAUUUUUGGCGCACUGUCAAAGAUCCUCAGACUGGACAGGAAGUGCUGCUGACUGACGCCGAUAUUGCACUAAUUAAACGGGUAAAUUCAGCUCGCAUACCAAACCCUGAGCACAACGAAUAUGAGCCUUGGAUUGAUUGGUUCACAUCUGAAGUAGAGAAAAUGCCUAUCAAAAAUGUGCCAGAUCACAAACGCUCGUUCCUGCCUUCGGUUUCGGAGAAAAAAAAGGUUUCCCGCAUGGUUCACGCCCUUAAAAUGGGUUGGAUGAAAACGAUGGAAGAGGUUGAACGUGAAAAGCAAGAAAAGCGUGGACCCAAGUUUUAUAUGCUUUGGGAGACGGACACAAGUCGGGAUCAAAUGCGUCGCAUACACGAUCCUGUUUCAGCUCCAAAACGAGAUUUGCCCGGACAUGCCGAGUCCUACAAUCCUCCGCCAGAGUAUUUGUUUGACGAGAAGGAGACCAAGGAAUGGCUGAAGCUUAAGGACGAGCCGCACAAACGAAAGCUUCACUUUAUGCCACAGAAGUUCAAAUCCUUGCGUGAGGUUCCCGCCUAUUCGCGUUACAUGCGGGAACGCUUCUUACGCUGCCUUGACUUGUAUUUAUGCCCACGCGCUAAACGCGUCAAGCUAAACAUCGAUGCUGAAUAUCUCAUACCAAAAUUGCCUUCACCACGCGACUUGCAGCCAUUCCCAACAGUUGAAAGUCUCGUUUACCGUGGACACACAGAUCUAGUGCGAUCGGUUAGUGUAGAGCCUAAAGGCGAAUACUUGGUUUCCGGCUCCGACGACAAAACGGUUAAAAUUUGGGAAAUUGCAACAGGUCGUUGCAUACGCACAAUUGAAACUGAUGACGUGGUGCGAUGUGUUGCCUGGUGUCCCAAUGCCAAGCUCUCUAUUAUUGCGGUAGCCACUGGAUAUCGUCUUUUGCUGGUUAAUCCAAAGGUGGGCGAUAAAGUUCUUAUAAAAAAAACCGAUGACUUGCUAGCGGAAGCACCUCCAUCGGAUGUAAUCGAAAAUGAGCGCAUCAAAGCUGCAGUGCAAUGGUCGAAUGCGGAGGGAGCCGAACAGGAGAAGGGCGUGCGUGUGAUAAUCACACACUUCAAGCCUAUACGUCAAGUGACUUGGCACGGACGCGGCGAUUACUUAGCCACCGUAAUGCCUGAGGGUGCCAAUCGGUCGGCACUUAUACAUCAGCUUUCCAAACGACGUUCGCAAAUACCAUUCUCGAAGAGCAAGGGUCUUAUCCAGUGCGUGCUGUUCCAUCCGAUCAAACCUUGUUUCUUUGUAGCGACGCAGCACAACAUACGCAUCUACGAUCUGGUCAAACAAGAACUAAUCAAGAAACUGCUAACCAAUUCGAAGUGGAUAUCGGGAAUGUCCAUACAUCCUAAAGGCGAUAACCUUCUUGUCUCCACCUACGACAAGAAAAUGCUUUGGUUCGACUUGGAUCUGUCUACGAAACCGUACCAGACCAUGCGACUACAUCGCAACGCUGUGAGGAGUGUAGCCUUCCAUUUACGUUAUCCACUCUUUGCCUCUGGCAGUGAUGAUCAAGCUGUGAUUGUCUCACAUGGCAUGGUCUACAAUGACUUGCUGCAGAAUCCGUUGAUUGUGCCGCUUAAGAAGUUGCAGACCCACGAAAAACGCGAAGAGUUUGGGGUCUUAGAUGUGACCUGGCAUCCAGUACAGCCCUGGGUGUUUUCAACGGGGGCCGACACUACAAUCAGAUUAUAUACCUGAAGUGAAAUUUAUAUAAAUUAUAUAAAACAAUAUUUACUUUCAAUGGAAAA